Propithecus coquereli (Coquerel's sifaka) is the source of this 1591-nucleotide messenger RNA. RefSeq names its product small integral membrane protein 19 (gene SMIM19). NCBI's taxonomy places the organism in Eukaryota, Metazoa, Chordata, Mammalia, Primates, Indriidae. The transcript is spliced from 4 exons. The coding region runs from base 289 to 612 and encodes 107 amino acids. The record is from RefSeq and is a predicted model, not a curated record.
GUCGCGGGCGGCGUGGGGCUGCGCGUGGGGACACGCGGGCGGAGGGCCGCAGGGCCCAUCGCGGUGCGAGCGCGGGGCCGCCGGCCCGGGGUGGCCGGGCGUCCGCGGGCGCGUUUUCAGGUCGAAUCACGCGCAGCCUGCGAGCUGCGGCUCCGGAGCUCGGGCCGGGCUGCUUCCCCCGAGAGGAUCACAUUGUAUACCGGCUCGGCGUGAUUUCCUUCCGGGAGGAGCAGGUCUCGCAAGAUCGGGGUCACGGUUGAAGAGUUCAGCUUUCGGAGUCAGAGCCCCAUGGCCGGAGGUUACGGAGUGAUGGGAGAUGAUGGCUCUAUUGAUUACACUGUUCAUGAAGCCUGGAACGAAGCCACCAAUGUUUAUUUGAUAGUUAUCCUCGUUAGCUUCGGGCUCUUCAUGUAUGCCAAGAGGAAUAAAAGGAAAAUUAUGAGGAUAUUCAGUGUGCCACCUACAGAAGAAACUUUGUCAGAGCCCAACUUUUACGACACAAUAAGCAAAAUUCGUUUACGACAACAACUGGAAAUGUAUUCCCUUUCAAGGAAAUAUGACUGUCAACAGCCACAGAACCAAGCUGACAGUGUGCAGCUCUCCUUAGAAUGAAGCCUCAGAAGAUGAGCGCCGUAAGUGAUUGCUGUUAGACAGUAGGCAGAAGCUCCCAGUUCUUUGUACUAAGUCACGAACAGCAUUGUAAAAAAAAACCUGUUUGCAUAAAAGCAUUUCACUUGUGACUUUUUCCAAUUUUUUUGCAUUAUAUUUUGCUUAUUUUAAUUGCAUCUCCAAGUCAUUUGUUACACAGAUACAAAUGGCUCAACAGGUCUGGACACAGGGAGCCUGCGUGGACCCAGCAGAUACAGUGGAACCAGAGACGGUGGCUUUACCUGGUGAAGACCUUUGAUUUCUUUAGGAUAUAAUCAAUGAGAAACAGAAACACAGCUUGGGAAAUGAGAAUCCUGGAGCUUAUGCCUCUUUGAUAAGAAAAUUUUUGCAAAAUUAAAAAACAAAAAUUCAGCCAUUGGAAUAACUUCCUCCUAGAUUGUGUCCUGUAACUGUAAUGUCAGUGCAGUGAAUUUGUGUUGUUACUGUUGCUAACGACUCUUUAAUUGAAUUAAUGGUUUUUGCUUGUAGAUUGUCUCUUCUACAUCAUGGAGCAUACCCAUCUGCUAAUUUUAGAAGCUUUCUGUAACUGCAUUUUUUUCCUCAUUAAUUAUGUUCCCAGGAGUUUGUUUGUUUUUAAUCUCCCAGUUUCACUUCCACCAGAUGGCUCUUCCUUAGGCCAUGCCAGGGCCAUGCUGUGGGGUGAACAGACACCUCUGUGUUGGAGUUGGCAGCUCUUGGUCGUAUCACUAUCACUGUUGCAUGUUACUGUCUGCUAACUUCUGCUUUUUUAGCAUAAUAAGCUUUCCUAAAGAGCCUUAUAUCUUAUCCCAUUUUGUACUGUACACAAUGAAAUGUUUUUACCUAAUUUUUCAUAUUUAUUUAAAUAAAAGCUUGGAGGUAGUGGUAGGAAAGUUUAACUGUCCAUGUAGCUCAAAGAAUCAGUUUUUGGAUUAAAGCUAUUCUUAAUUAUAAGAGUUAAUCA